AUGGCGCCGCCCCCUUCGAACAAGGCCAAGAUCACCGAGGCCAAAAAACUGGCCAAGUCUGAGCCAACAAACGCAGAGAGCAUCUAUAAAGAGGUCCUAUCAAAAUCCCCCGGUUCCAAUCAGGCCGCUCUUCAGGACUAUGAAAAUGCGCUGGCUGGGCUGGGCGAGCUCUACAGAGACCAUAAGCGAUCUGAAGAUCUCGCCGAGCUGGUGAAGACAAGCAGGUCGACCUUGUCCUCAUUUGCUAAAGCGAAGACAGCUAAGCUAGUCCGACAAUUGCUCGACUUCUUCGCCGAUAUUCCAAACUCCUUAGAGAUUCAGAUCACUACGACCAAAUCAUGCAUCGAUUGGGCCAAUUCUGAAAAGCGAUCCUUUCUCCGUCAGAACCUCGAAACACGACUGGUUGGGCUGUAUAUGCAGAAACAAUCAUACUACGAUGCUCUUACACUGAUUAAUGGUCUGCUGCGAGAGCUGAAGCGGCUUGACGACAAACUCGUCCUGGUAGAGGUCCAGCUGCUCGAAUCGAGGGUCUACCACGCUCUCACCAACCAAGCCAAAGCAAGAGCUGCGUUGACCUCAGCGAGGACCUCUGCUGCUUCUGUUUACACCCCUCCACUUUUGCAAGCUGGAUUGGACAUGCAAAGUGGCAUGCUUCACGCGGAGGACAAGGACUUCAAUACGGCUUACUCAUAUUUCAUCGAAGCGCUAGAAGGCUAUCACGCACAGGAUGACACAGUUCGAGCAACCUCGGCAUUACAAUACAUGUUGUUGUGCAAGAUUAUGCUGAACCUUGUCGACGACGUCAAUUCUCUCUUGUCUUCGAAGCAGGCACAAAAGUAUGCCGGUACCAAUCUGGAGGCUAUGAAAGCAGUGGCAAGAGCGCAUGCGAAUCGAUCCCUCGAAGAAUAUGAACAGGCACUGUCCAGCUAUCGGUACGAGCUUGGCAGUGAUGUUUUCAUCCGAAAUCAUCUACGGCGGUUAUAUGAUGCGAUGCUGGAACAAAACCUGAUCAAGGUAAUUGAGCCAUUCAGCCGGGUGGAAAUUGACCACGUCGCAAAGAUGGUUGGUCUUGACACGCAACAGGUGGAGAGGAAGCUAUCGCAAAUGAUCUUGGAUAAGGUCAUCGUCGGUGUGUUGGAUCAAGGAGAAGGGUGUUUGAUUGUGUACGAUGAGGUCGAGAGGGACGCUGGCUAUGAUGCAGCGCUGGAAACGAUUGAAAAGCUCAGCAAUGUCGUUGAUGUGCUUUACACCAACCAGGCGGCCUUGUUAGAAUAG
This is a messenger RNA of Rhinocladiella mackenziei CBS 650.93, 1275 nucleotides long. RefSeq lists its product as uncharacterized. Bases 1 to 1275 code for a protein of 424 amino acids. Gene Ontology annotation, biological process: ubiquitin-dependent protein catabolic process. Lineage: Eukaryota; Fungi; Ascomycota; Eurotiomycetes; Chaetothyriales; Herpotrichiellaceae. Gene Ontology annotation, molecular function: structural molecule activity. The transcript has 2 exons. The record is from RefSeq and is a predicted model, not a curated record. Gene Ontology annotation, cellular component: proteasome regulatory particle, lid subcomplex.